UCCCCGUCUCCAAGAACACCGGUGGGGAACUGAAAACCAAUCCGCCGCCGCUGUCUCCCCGUCUCUCACAUCCCGUCUCUUCCGCCGUCGGCCGAUUGAGUGUUUCCCGUUUCUUCGUCCGUCGUCCUUCCCCGCACUCAUGCACGCGUACGCCUAUCUUCCUCGCUCGCCUGGUUCGUGUACGAUUCAGAGCGGAGAAGGGGAUCGAUUGAUGUCAGGUUCGGCUUCCAAUCCAUCCAGGCCGCCGGCCGGUCCACCGAGGGGAGAGUCCAAGUCGUCCACGCGAAACCCUAGACGCCGCGGGGAUGGAGCAUCUCCUCCGCCUCGCCCAGUUCUUGCUCGCCUCAGCUCGCGGGGAUGGAGCAGGACUCCGCCGCCCGUCCCCUCGCACCAGGCCCAGGACGACGGCGCCGCCCGUCCCCUCGCACCAGGCCCAGGACGACCGCGCCGUGGACGGCUGGGCGCGGGACGACAGGGAGCCCCAUCCCCUACGGCAACCCGGUGGAGUGCCCCGAGGCCACGUCUCGGCCGCCGCCUCCGUGCAUCCGCUCGUGCGCGACCCUGAACCACGACUCGGCGGGGAGGAGCCCUGCGACGACCUCGACGCCUGCUCCCGUGACCUUAUCCACUGCGUCCGCAAGAAAGGGUGCUUGGAUCAUGUGAUUCUGAGCUAG
Messenger RNA from Triticum aestivum (bread wheat), 674 nucleotides. RefSeq lists its product as uncharacterized. The record is from RefSeq and is a predicted model, not a curated record. The coding region runs from base 306 to 674 and encodes 122 amino acids. Lineage: Eukaryota; Viridiplantae; Streptophyta; Magnoliopsida; Poales; Poaceae. The transcript is spliced from 3 exons.